Molecule: messenger RNA, 2582 nt
Organism: Lates calcarifer (barramundi perch)
Lineage: Eukaryota; Metazoa; Chordata; Actinopteri; Centropomidae
Gene: ca10a
Product: carbonic anhydrase Xa
Exons: 10
Coding region: 556-1542 (328 amino acids)
Molecular function (GO): zinc ion binding; carbonate dehydratase activity
Source: RefSeq, a predicted model, not a curated record
GGAGCCGCAGAGCUGGGUGGCAUCGCCCGGUGCCCGGUGCCUGACUGAAGCAGGAAGUCCACUACGAGUACUGCGUGUGAGGGGGUGCAGCGCUCCUCACAUCAGGACAGACAGUCCAUCAUUAUCACAACCCUGCCUCUUUACCGGGCACAGCUCAUUGAGGACAUUCAGCAGAUUCACUGAAACCAUCAUGUCUGACUUUCCGUGGUAAGAACGGGAUGCUCGCUGCGUGAAAAGGCGACGGAUGGAUGUGUGUGUCCAUUCCAGGGCGCACUGGAAUAAUACAGUGAACUGACCGAGGAUCAGUGCUCUGCUCGCCUCUUUCGUCUGGAGUUCACCCUCUGGAAUUCUUCCAUUUACUGCUGGGAGCGUGGAACAUUUCUCUCUCGGCUUUGAGACCUGCUAUGUGUCUGGUGUGGAAAAUACCUGGUGGAAGGUGUGCAGCGGGAUCCAGCCUGGGAGGACAGGACAUCUGCAACUGAUAAAGCUCCGUUUCUUCUUCUUGUUCUUUUUCUCUCUGAUCUGUGCGUAAUGUACGUGGAAUGAAAACAGAGGAUGGAUAUAAUCUGGGAAAUACUGAUCAUUCUUCAAGCCAAUUUUAUUGUCUGCAUAUCAGCACAGCCGAAUCCGCCGAAAAUUCACGAAGGAUGGUGGGCGUACAAGGAGGUGGUGCAGGGGAGCUUUGUUCCAGUGCCGUCGUUCUGGGGGCUGGUAAACUCGGCCUGGAACCUGUGCUCGGUGGGGAAGAGGCAGUCACCAGUCAACAUCGAGACCAGUCACAUGAUCUUUGACCCCUUCCUCACUCCCAUAAAGUUGAACACAGGUGGACGCAAGGUGGGAGGGACGAUGUACAACACAGGCCGCCAUGUUUCUCUGCGAUUGGACAAGGAGCAUCUGGUUAACAUCUCUGGAGGGCCAAUGACGUACAGCCAUCGUCUGGAGGAGAUCCGGCUACACUUUGGCAGUGAGGACGGCCAGGGCUCUGAACACCUGCUGAAUGGACAGGCCUUCUCUGGAGAGGUUCAGCUGAUCCACUACAAUCAUGAGCUGUACACAAAUUAUACAGAAGCUGCUAAAAGCCCCAAUGGACUGGUCAUAGUGUCCAUAUUCAUGAAGAUUGCUGAGACAUCGAACUCAUUCCUGAAUCGAAUGCUGAACAGAGACACCAUCACAAGAAUAACAUAUAAAAAUGAUGCGUAUCUACUGACCGGCCUGAACAUAGAGGAGAUUUACCCAGAGACCAGUAGUUUUAUCACGUAUGAUGGCUCGAUGACUAUCCCUCCAUGCUUUGAGACAGCCACAUGGAUCCUGAUGAACAAGCCGGUGUACCUCACUCGUAUGCAGAUGCACUCCCUGCGCCUGCUGAGCCAGAACCAGCCAUCUCAGAUCUUCCUUAGCAUGAGUGACAACGUUCGCCCGGUCCAGCCGCUGAACAACCGCUGCAUCCGCACCAACAUCAACUUCAGCAUGCAGGGCAAAGACUGCCCUAACAACAGGGCUCAGAAGCUCCAGUAUCGAGUGAAUGAGUGGUUGCUAAAGUAGCCUCCCUUGGAUGAGCAUGGAGACGAGUGUCAGAGAAUGGAGAGCGGGACGAGGCGAGGGGGAGGAGGGGUGGAGGAGGGAGAGGGAAGGGUGUGAACCCGGGUUUAAGGCUGCAUCUCAUCUAAGAUUAUUUCAUGGCAUUGUAUAAAGACGAGCAACACCGGACAUUAUCCGAAUGAAGGAACUUUGCGCUGCGAGCAAAGAGACUCUUCUUUUCAUACACACAGAACAGUUUGAACCCUCGAUCUAACACAUGCUAACAAGUCCUUUCCCCCACUGUACGACUAUAUCUAUACGGACGUUUUGAUACCAAUACUUUUUUGGGAGAAAACAAAAAAAAAAGACACUUGGAAAUAAUGAAAAAACAACGCGGAAGCAUUUAUUUGAUAACCUCCCAACCACCAGGACACCGUUGGGACUUUAAAGCCUUUGUACAUAAAGAUGUUGCUAUCAGUGGGAAAACCCGAGGACUAAGUCACUGCCCCCACCCUGCCGGUCAAGACUAAGUGGUCAACAAGACUCAUGGACGUUUCAUUACAGUCACUAACAGGCAUGCAAUCAGCAAAACCAACAGAGAGGGAACACAGCCUUACCUUGUCAUUUUUCAAAACUAGGGUCAUGUCAUGGGAGACGAGUAUCUACAGGCUUUCCUACGGCCUCGGAGCAACCAGUGUCUUGGCCUCAUUUGUACAUAUUAUAAUUAUCAGUACUGCAGAAAAAUUAAUAUGUAAAGAAAAGUAAUGAAUUAACAUUCAAAAGAUAUAUUAAGAGGAUUUAAAAAAAAACAGACAAAAAGUUGAGAAUUUAAAAAGCUUGGCGCACUUUGAAUUGUGGAGCAGUUCUCAGUCUGAGCUGAUGCCUUUUCUUUCUGUUUUAUUGUUUACAAUGGUCAUACACUGUGUUUGAGUAAUGUUAUCAGCCCAAUAAAUGUGUCUGGAAAGUUCACUUUGGAAAAUGCUUCACUAUAUGAGGAUCUGACUUAUUGUACCUGUACCUGUUUUGUACCGUUCCAUAUUAAAUGUGUUGAUAUGUCAAUAUUA